Messenger RNA from Prunus armeniaca (apricot), 453 nucleotides. The record is from the annotation of a GenBank genome assembly. Lineage: Eukaryota; Viridiplantae; Streptophyta; Magnoliopsida; Rosales; Rosaceae.
AUGUUGCGUUCGAGUGUUGCCGUUCCAGCUGCGGUUCAUCCUUCUUCUCAUCGCACGGGGAGGAAGAUCGAAGGAAAAAGAGCUGGAGUAAUCAAUAGGAACCCCCAGUCUGCUCAUCAAUCGGUUGAUGAAGGGAAACCUCAAAUGGGAGACCUACUCACAUCAAAUCCCUGCAACACUACCUUCCUGUUCAAUCCCUACGGUUCUCACAUUUCGGGGCAAGAAUUGGGAGAUGAUAUAUCAUGGAUCAUCCAGCCACAAAGGCUUGAUAACUGGAAAGCGUUUGCCAUUGACAACAAUUUGAAGGUUGGUGAUUCAUGUGUGUUUGAACAACUGGAGUGCAGCAGUACUAGGCUAGUAUUCAGAGUCCAAAUUCUCAGAGGUGACAUCCCAUUUGAAUUUCUAGACAAGCUCGAUGGUGAUAAUGUAGAUGCACCAAUUGUUCUCGAAUAG